AUGCCAUUGAAGAUCAUCGUUGUUGGUGCCGGUCUGGCCGGUUUGGGCGCUGCCAUUGCCUUGAAUCGGGAGGGACAUGAUGUUGAGGUUAUUGAGCAAUCAGGCUUCCUCAACGAAGUAGGCGCAGCGAUUCAUUUGGCGCCGAACGCGACCCGGAUCCUGAAGGACUGGGAAUGCGAGUUUGACAGCUUACAGCCAGCUCCAUGCCAUCAACUUACAGCGUGGGAUGAAGCGGGAAGCCAAGUUCGAUUCGAAGUAGUGACGCAAGAGCUUCAGGAAGCUUUGAACAUAACUGAUGAAUGGCUUCUUACGCAUCGCGUGGAUUUGCAUAAUACGCUGAGGGCUGCUGCUGCGAAGGAAGUCAAUGGAAAGAAGCCACUUAUCCGGUUGUCUUCGCGCGUUGCAUCUGUGGAUGCAGAGUCUGGAGUUGUUUUAUGUGAGAACGGAACUGAGUAUACAGGUGAUUUGAUCAUCGGUGCGGAUGGUGUUCAUUCCCGAACUGUACGUGCGAUAACUGGCGAGGACCAGCAAGAGUCCACCGGCCAGAACUGCUUCCGGUUUCUGGUUCCAGUAUCCAAGAUGAUGGCCAACCCCAUUACCGCAUCUCUUAUAGAGCGGAUUCGACUAGACGGAAUGCACGCAUUCACGUCGUAUGACCGCAAGCUCGCGGUUUACCCGUGCCGACGCGGGACUCUGCUCAAUGUCGCAGCUAUUCAUCCAUCGGGUCCUCAGGGGACUACUGGGGCGAGGCAAUCGUCAUGGCUGGAUGGGGGGAACCUGGACCAGUUACUGGAGGUCUUUGAGGGAUUUGGUCCAGAGCUGUUGGAGAUGUGCAGGAUGGCCGAAGAUAUCAAGCUUUGGAGUUUGGGUUCUCGAAAGCCCCCUCAUACCUUCUUCAAGGACAAACUGGUCCUGAUUGGUGAUGCGGCUCACCCUACCCUUCCUCAUCAAGGCCAAGGUGGUGCUCAAUCUUUCGAAGACGGCGCGGCACUGGCCGCCGUGCUCCCAGCCAGCACAACGUCAGAGCAACUCCCCCAAAGACUCGAAAUGUACAACCAAGUCCGCUAUGCACAUUCACUGACGGUAAUGAUCUUGUCCAGGAUGGACGACGAGCGUCGGGGCGAGAUGGCGGAUGAAUUGAGGAAAUAUGUGCCUGAUGCAGAGGUUCCGGAGAAUAUGUUUUCGUUUACUUGGAACUCAUAUCCAGCGAAGGAGGCUGAGGUAUUGUUGCAGGCUGCGGAGCGUGCUUGA
This is a messenger RNA of Aspergillus chevalieri, 1251 nucleotides long. RefSeq lists its product as uncharacterized. NCBI's taxonomy places the organism in Eukaryota, Fungi, Ascomycota, Eurotiomycetes, Eurotiales, Aspergillaceae. Gene Ontology annotation, molecular function: monooxygenase activity; FAD binding. The record is from RefSeq and is a predicted model, not a curated record. The transcript has 6 exons. The coding region runs from base 1 to 1251 and encodes 416 amino acids.